Molecule: messenger RNA, 3513 nt
Organism: Sphaeramia orbicularis (orbiculate cardinalfish)
Lineage: Eukaryota; Metazoa; Chordata; Actinopteri; Kurtiformes; Apogonidae
Product: serine/threonine-protein kinase 10-like
Exons: 19
Coding region: 182-3151 (989 amino acids)
Biological process (GO): protein phosphorylation
Molecular function (GO): ATP binding; protein serine/threonine kinase activity; protein binding
Source: RefSeq, a predicted model, not a curated record
AGUUUUCAACUGUUAUUAAAGCUAAGCUAGUUUACAACUGUUAUUAAAGCUCCCUUUACUUCAACUGUUAGCUCGGGUCAACAGUUACUCUAAAAGACUUCAACGUAGUUUUUGGCAUGAUUUAAUACCGUGUGGAAGUUUUCUUUUUCGACUUUGCUCGCUGAAUGACCCAGGAUUCAAUAUGUCAUUUUUUAAUUUUCGCAAAAUCUUUAAAUUGGGAGCUGAGAAGAAGAAGAAACAGUACGAGCACGUGCGCAGAGAUGAGAACCCAGAGGAAGUCUGGGAUAUAAUUGGAGAACUGGGAGAUGGAGCCUUUGGAAAAGUCUAUAAGGCUCAGAACAAACAGACGGGCAUUCUAGCCGCAGCUAAAGUUAUCGACACUAAAACCGAGGAGGAGCUGGAGGACUACAUGGUGGAGAUCGACAUCCUGGCCUCCUGUGACCAUGAAAACAUUGUCAAACUGCUCGACGCUUUCUAUUUCGAGGGCAAACUGUGGAUUCUCAUAGAGUUCUGUGCAGGAGGGGCAGUGGACGCCGUCAUGUUGGAACUGGAGAGACCCCUGACAGAGCCACAGAUCCGGGUGGUAUGUAAGCAGACUCUGCAGGCCCUCGUUUACCUCCACGACGGCAAGAUCAUCCACAGAGACCUGAAGGCUGGAAACAUCCUCUUAACCCUGGACGGCGAUGUCAAACUGGCUGACUUCGGCGUGUCUGCCAAAAACACCAAAACACUGCAGAGAAGAGACUCUUUCAUUGGAACGCCUUACUGGAUGGCUCCAGAGGUGGUGAUGUGCGAGACAUCCAAGGAUCGGCCGUACGACUACAAAGCCGAUAUCUGGUCCCUGGGGGUCACCUUGAUCGAACUGGCGCAGAUUGAACCGCCCAAUCAUGAGAUGAACCCCAUGAGAGUCUUACUGAAAAUAGCCAAGUCCGAUCCUCCCACCCUGAUGCAGCCGUCGCGCUGGUCUCCAGAAUUCAGUGAUUUCCUGAAGAGAUGUCUGGAUAAGAAUGUGGACAACAGAUGGACUGCACCGCAGCUACUACAGCAUCCAUUCGUGUCCAGUGUGAUGGACAACCGGCCUUUACGGGAGCUGAUCGCUGAGGCCAAGGCUGAAGUAACGGAGGAGAUCGAAGAGCACAAGGAAGAAGAGGAGGAGGAAGAGAGCGACACUCAUCUGGGCCACAAACGCGCUCCAUCCGAUGUCAGUGUUGCUAGUUCAGAGGAUGAGAAGAUCCCCUUGUCUCCCUCCAACUUGGAAUCUGUCCCUGAAAAGGCUGAGCCUCUUAUCCCCAUACCUGCACCCACAGCCACGCCCACUGACCCCCCUGUGGCCAACCAUGUGGUGAGCACCAGCUUUGUAGAGGAGCCCGAUUCCCCCGAAGAGCAUAAAGAGGAGACUGCAGACGUAGAAGAGAAAGUGACAGAGGAAAAGUGUCCAGACGCAGACGCAGACGUGUCCUCACCAGAGACACCCACCAAGGAAAUGGAGCAGCUGGAGGUAUCAGCGGAAAACGAAAAGGAAGUGGACACAACUGAGGUGGAGUCGAAGCCAGCGGCCACCGCAGAGACCACAGAGACCACUGAGGAAAAGAUGGAGACUGUGGAGGAGUCCAAUCCCCCUGCACAAGAGGAGGAGGAGGAGGAGGAGGAGGAGGAAGAGGAUCGGUACAGAAAUAUGAAGGUGACACUGACACUACCAGGUCAGAAUCAAGUUACAGCAGAGAACGGAGAAAAGGCCACAGAAAAGGAGAAGGAAGAUGAAAAAGCAGCUCCAGACAAGGUCAAAGACGACAAAGACAGAGAAAACAGCAGCGUAGACCUCAACCUGUCCAUCUCCAGUUUUCUGUCCAAAACUAAAGAGCCCGGGUCUGUUUCCAUACAGGACACUAAACGUCAGAAGAAGACACUGAAAAAGACCCGCAAGUUCAUAGUGGACGGAGUUGAAGUUAGUGUGACGACGUCAAAGAUCAUCACUGACAACGACACCAAGAAUGAGGAGAUGAGAUUCCUGAGGCGACAGGAGCUGAGGGAGUUGCGUCUCCUGCAGAAGGAGGAGCAGAGGGCGCAGCAGCAGCUGAGCAACAAACUGCAUCAACAGAAGGAGCAGAUCUACCGGCGCUUCGAGCAGGAGACGACGAGUAAGAAGCGUCAGUACGACCAGGAGGUGGAGAACCUGGAGCGGCAGCAGAAGCAGACCAUUGAGAGGCUGGAGCAGGAACACACCAACAGGCUCCGAGACGAGGCCAAACGCAUCAAAGCCGAGCAGGACAAAGAGCUGUCCAAGUACCAGAACAUGCUGAAGAACCGCAAGAAGGAGGAGCAAGAGUUUCUUCAGAAACAGCAGCAGGAUCUGGACAGCGCUCUGAAGAAAAUCAUCCAGCAACACAAACAUGAGCUGGCCACCAUCGAGAGAGACUGCCUCAACCACAAGCAGCAGCUUCUGCGAGCAAGAGAGGCUGCCAUGUGGGAGCUGGAAGAGCGCCACCUGCAGGAGAAACACCAGCUGUUCAAACAGCAGCUCAAAGACCAGUACUUUAUGCAGAGACAUCAGCUGUUGAAGAGACACGAGAAGGAGAUGGAGCAGAUGCAGCGCUAUAACCAGCGUCUGAUCGAGGAGAUGAAGAACAAGCAGACGCAGGAGAGAACCCGACUGCCCAAGAUCCAGCGCAGCGAGGCCAAGACCCGCAUGGCCAUGUUCAAGAAGAGUCUGCGCAUCACCGGGGCCGCCAUCAGUCCCGAGCAGGAGAGGGACAGAGUCAAACAGUUUGCAGCACAAGAGGAAAAGAGACAGAAGAACGAGAGACUCCACCAGCACCAGAAACACGAAAACCAGAUGAGAGACCUGCAGCUGCAGUGUGACGCCAACAUCCGAGAGCUGCAGCAGCUGCAGAACGAGAAGUGCCACCUGCUGAUUGAACACGAGACCCAGAAACUGAAGGAGCUGGACGAGGAGCACAGUGUGGAACUGAAGGAGUGGAGGGAGAAGCUCCGACCCAGGAAGAAGGCCUUGGAGGAGGAGUUUGCCCGGAAGCUGCAGGAGCAGGAGGUGUUCUUUAAGAUGAGCGGGGAGUCCGAGUGCCUUAACCCGUCCACCCAGAGCCGCAUCUCCAAGUUCUACCCCAUCCCCAGCGUCCACUCCACCGGCUUCUAACCACAUACAUAUGCAUAUAUAUACAUAUACAUAUAUGUACGACCACACCGAGACGUACAGACCGAGCCUGUGCUGCCUUCAACUCAUCCUCUGACCAAUCAGAUGACGGAGCUUCAUCUGUUUGUCUGGACCAGAAACAAAACACAUUUGACUCAUUUUUACCUGUAGAGGACAUUCUGUCCAAACAGUUCCAUUUUUAUACAGAAUCCAGUGCCUGCAGAAUUAUAUACAUUAUAUGGACUAAAGUCUGUGGACGCUUUGAAUCCAGGCGUUUCUUUUCUAACAGGGGUCUGGGAUCCAAAACAAUAAGGACUAAUGUCAGAAUAGAGUUUUAUAUUAUGGGAUAGAUAUCAGUGCAUCAG